AGUUUUCUAUCGGGUUGGGCAGGAAGGGAAGUACAAAAACGCUUUUCGUGUAUCGUUACCGUGAAUUUCUGAAAUGGAUUUUCGCUGUCUGGUGGUUGUCGGGGGGGGAGAGUUUUCUAUCGGGUUGGGCAGGAACGAAACUACAAAAACGCUUUUCGUGUAUCCUUACCUUGAAUUUCUGAAAUGGAUUUUCGCCGUCUGGUGGUUGUCGGGGGGAGAGUUUUCUAUCGGGUUGGGCAGGAAGGGAAGUACAAAAACGCUUUUCGUGUAUCGUUACCGUGAAUUUCUGAAAUGGAUUUUCGCUGUCUGGUGGUUGUCCGGGGGAGAGUUUUCUAUCGGGUUGGGCAGGAAGGGAAGUACAAAAACGCUUUUCGUGUAUCGUUACCGUGAAUUUCUGAAAUGGAUUUUCGCUGUCUGGUGGUUGUCGGGGGGAGAGUUUUCUAUCGGGUUGGACAGGAACGAAACUACAAAAACGCUUUUCGUGUAUCCUUACCUUGAAUUUCUGAAAUGGAUUUUCGCCGUCUGGUGGUUGUCGGGGGGAGAGUUUUCUAUCGGGUUGGACAGGAACGAAACUACAAAAACGCUUUUCGUGUAUCGUUACCGUGAAUUUCUGAAAUGGAUUUUCGCCGUCUGGUGGUUGUCGGGGGGAGAGUUUUCUAUCGGGUUGGACAGGAACCGAAGUACAAAAACGCUUUUCGUGUAUGGUUACCUUGAAUUUCUGAAAUGGAUUUUCGCCGUCUGGUGGUUGUCGGGGAGAGAGUUUUCUAUCGGGUUGGACAGGAACCGAAGUACAAAAACGCUUUUCGUGUAUCGUUACCCUGAAUUUCUGAAAUGGAUUUUCGCCGUCUGGUGGUUGUCGGGGGGAGAGUUUUCUAUCGGGUUGGGCAGGAAGGGAAGUACAAAAACGCUUUUCGUGUAUGGUUACCGUGAAUUUCUGAAAUGGAUUUUCGCCGUCUGGUGGUUGUCGGGGGGAGAGUUUUCUAUCGGGUUGGGCAGGAAGGGAAGUACAAAAACGCUUUUCGUGUAUCGUUACCGUGAAUUUCUGAAAUGGAUUUUCGCCGUCUGGUGGUUGUCGGGGGAGAGUUUUCUAUCGGGUUGGGCAGGAAGGGAAGUACAAAAACGCUUUUCGUGUAUCGUUACCGUGAAUUUCUGAAAUGGAUUUUCGCUGUCUGGUGGUUGUCGGGGGGGAGAGUUUUCUAUCGGGUUGGGCAGGAAGGGAAGUACAAAAACGCUUUUCGUGUAUCGUUACCGUGAAUUUCUGAAAUGGAUUUUCGCCGUCUGGUGGUUGUCGGGGGGAGAGUUUUCUAUCGGGUUGGGCAGGAAGGGAAGUACAAAAACGCUUUUCGUGUAUCGUUACCGUGAAUUUCUGAAAUGGAUUUUCGCUGUCUGGUGGUUGUCCGGGGGAGAGUUUUCUAUCGGGUUGGGCAGGAAGGGAAGUACAAAAACGCUUUUCGUGUAUCGUUACCGUGAAUUUCUGAAAUGGAUUUUCGCUGUCUGGUGGUUGUCGGGGGGGAGAGUUUUCUAUCGGGUUGGGCAGGAAGGGAAGUACAAAAACGCUUUUCGUGUAUCGUUACCGUGAAUUUCUGAAAUGGAUUUUCGCUGUCUGGUGGUUGUCCGGGGGAGAGUUUUCUAUCGGGUUGGACAGGAAAGACGGUGAAAAAACGUAUCUUUUUUUUCCUGUGUAUCACACGAAGACACAUGAAACCACGGGCGAGAGCGGCGGGAGUGGACCGCCCCUCCCCCAUCCCGAGUGGCGCCGCAUCCCCACCUGCAGACUCGCCGUUAUUCAUGUCUUCUCCUCCGCGCAACUCACGACCCUCACCGGCUUAAAUUGGUGGCCGGAGCUCCGCCUCGGGCUGCGAUUCCUUCGUCACGCCUCCUUCCUCUCUCACGGCUCCUCCUCCGGGACAGCGACCAAGGCUCCGCCGACUCCAGUCCUUCGCCCAGGGCUGUCAAACUGAAGACCCGCGGGGGCCCCCAUGUGAAACGGCGAAUGAGCGGCCCCCGAGGCCUCUGCCGGCGCAAACGGAGCUUGGGAGGGUGGCACUCGGAGAGGCCGUUUUCUCUGGCAGAGGGAGGGCGAGCAAAAACAAAGCAAAAAGCAAAGAAAAAGCAAAAAGGAGAAAUAUUUCUUUGCAUUUGAGCAUCCAAGAAGGGCCAGAAAAGGAGAAAAGGGGAGGAGGAAAGAAAAAUUAAAAGAAGGAAAGAGAGGAAGAGAGCAAGGAAGGGUUGCCCCCCCACGCGCCCCCCUUUGCCUUCAGCCUCAGUCCUUCCUACUUCUGCGACUUCUGCGCCUUGGAGUCCAUGGGGCGCAAAGGGGACGGAGGUCCCCCACCCUGACUUGCAAAAGCGCCCUCAGCUCCGUUUCUCCUGGUCCCGAGUGGCAGAGGAGGAAGGGAAAAAACGGGAAGUCCCAGAAGAGAAGGGCAUCUACGCGGCACAGCCUUUGGCUUCAGCUUCUGCUUUUGCUCCGGGAUGGUCGCCCUCUGGGCAGCUCUGCCAGCCCGUCCACGGGAGCCCUGAAGCGGUGCGAGGAGAGAAGCAGGAGCGGCCCAGAAUAUACUGUAGGGCAGUUCACCAGAUAGGGCUGCCCAGACGGUAGUAAUGAGGAUUUUGGGAACUUCUGCUUAUAUCCCUCGCACUGUAUAUCCUUACCGUGUAUGUCUCACAUGGAACUUCGCCGUCUAGCGGUUGGGGGGGGGAGGGUUUUCUAUGGUAUGCAAAAUAACGAACCAGACAAACGUACAGAUAUUUAAGAAUAUAUCCUUGCCGUGUGUUUUUCACAUCGGUCGUCGCCUCUAGUGGUUGCUCUCUUCCCGGCGUGCAGGAGAUCUGCGGUUGGGCCACCGCAUGGGAUAACUGGCCAAAUACCCCGGUUUCCUGGUCCGACGACAAUCAAUGGGCCACAUAUACGGGUAUCAUAUAUACGCUCUAAUCAUCCGUUAAGAUCCCAUCGUUACUUUGCAAAGAGAUCUGGGAACAGGGAGUCUUGGGAGUCUAUUGGCUCUUGAAAGGUUCUUUGUAGGGCAGCUUUGCUGGAACUCUCUGGGGUUCAGCUGUCAAAACUGUCUCCUGUCUGUUCCUUCACAGAUCAAGAGGGAGCUUUGCUUCCUUGGAACUUCCGUGUUCUCUUUCUCUGUCCAUGGUGGAUCCAGAGAGGCAGCAUAUUUUAUUCUGCUCUUGAACUGCUCACCGCUUGGUGGUUAAGGUAGUUCCAGGAAGUGGCCCUCUCCAGCCUUGAUGUCUGUUUGCAGCAGAAUGAUCCACCAUCGCCCACCCCUCCGUCUCUCCACCCCGUCCUUCUGGCUUCUCACAGGUCUUCAUGCCCAGAUCCAGCUGGUGCCUGAGGAGGUUUCUUCAGGACUCUCCCGGACCCUCCACGGAACAAAGAGCAAAGAGUCUUUAUCAGCAGAGACUCAGCAAAAGGCCGGCCACCUUCAUACUUUCCUCUCUGAGCAGUUUCAUAUACAGGUCGUCCUUGAAUAAGGACUAAGUCAAUGACUGCCUUAGUGACCAUUCAAAGUUUCAAUGGCACUGAAAAAAGGGAAUUACGACUUACAGCAGUUGCAGGGUCCUCGUGGUCUCCUGAUGAAAAUUCAGAUGCUUGAAAAUGGACUCAAAUUUAUGACGGUUGGGGCACCCUGUGGUUUCCAGGAGCCAAGGAAAUGCGGGAGGCAGAUUCACUGAACAACCAUGUUACUGAGGGGACCUCUUGGAUGAGAAGCAAGAAAAGCCCAGUUGCCUCUUGAAAAAGCACCUUUGGGACAACCCUCACCUGGAUGGCUGGGAGUCUCUGGAGACACUGAACCAUGUUCCUAUCCUGACAACGGCAGUGAUUCACUUAACAACCGUGGCAAGAAAGAGUAAAACUCAUUUAGCAACAAAAUUUUGGGCUCAGUUUUGGUCAUACGUGGAGGACUACUUGGACACAAGAAAUUGACAUGCAUUUACUCCAAUGGGUUUUUAUAGCCUCCCAAAAUGAGCCAUGCAGCGAUGCUCAGGGCUGCCUGAUUUUGCACUGUAAAAGUCCAGAGCAUUUAUAACUGGAGUCCCCUCGGCUUUGAUUUUGCUAUUGGAAAUUCUUUUCACCUGAAAAAUGGGAUUCUUUUUAUAAGUCAGUUGAGUUGCUUAGGAUUUAACUGAGCUCAGGGCUUCCAUCCGCAGGAAAUACUAAUUGAGUAUAUUUUCAUAUUGAGAUUUCCUUUUACUUCAAAUAUGAAUGUAUGACAAUUGAAGUAUACGAAGAAAGACAUUGACUACAAAAUAUAAUAAAUUUAUAUUCAUAUUUGAUUAUACUUGUAGAAUAUGAUGAAUGAAUAAAUUUGUAUUUACUCCUUUAUAACUGUAGGAAACUUUUUAAAAUAUCAAAUCACAGACUCAGGAUUAUCAUGGGGCAGAUUGUAUGGGGCAGACUCUUUGGGGGAACAAAUUUUCAGCAAUAGUUCAAUUAAAUAUUUUUAAAAAAUUAA
Messenger RNA from Pantherophis guttatus, 4469 nucleotides. RefSeq lists its product as uncharacterized. The record is from RefSeq and is a predicted model, not a curated record. NCBI's taxonomy places the organism in Eukaryota, Metazoa, Chordata, Lepidosauria, Squamata, Colubridae.